Pteropus alecto (black flying fox) is the source of this 4998-nucleotide messenger RNA. It is a transcript of the gene NCOA7, whose product is annotated as nuclear receptor coactivator 7. Gene Ontology annotation, biological process: regulation of transcription by RNA polymerase II; response to oxidative stress. Bases 189 to 3026 code for a protein of 945 amino acids. Gene Ontology annotation, cellular component: nucleus. The transcript has 16 exons. The record is from RefSeq and is a predicted model, not a curated record. Lineage: Eukaryota; Metazoa; Chordata; Mammalia; Chiroptera; Pteropodidae.
CCCCUCCUUCUACCCACCCUAGAGGAUGCGGUCCCCAGCGCCGAGCAGCAGAGGCCACCGCUCCCAGAAAUGCAUGCGCCGGAACCCCUUCUCCCGGACCCGAGGAGCCAGCGCCCCCACCCUGUAGAGUUAUGACUCACUGAUUAAAAAGGACAUUCCCAAAUACUUUGCACUUUUGAUUGCAUAUUAUGGAUACCAAGGAAGAGAAGAAGGAACGGAAACAAAGUUAUUUUGCUCGAUUGAAAAAGAAAAAACAAGCCAAACAAAAUGUAGAGGCAGCCUCAGCUAUAGCUACAAAGACUCAUGCUGGAAAAGAAGAUGUUAAUACGGUCAUUUUAGAACAAGACAAGUGCAACAAUGCUGUGGAAGAGGAAUAUAUUACUGAUGAGAAAAAAAAGAGAAAAAAUAAUCAGUUAAAGGAGAUCAGAUGUACAGAACUAAAGAGAUAUUAUAAUAUUGAUGACAAUCAAAACAAAACACAUGAUAAAAAAGAGAAGAAGAUGGUGGUUCAGAAGCCCCAUGGUACUAUGGAAUACACUGCUGGAAGCCAGGACACUCUAAACUCCAUAGCACUGAAGUUUAACAUCACUCCCAAUAAAUUAGUGGAACUGAAUAAACUUUUCACACAUACUAUUGUUCCAGGCCAGGUUCUUUUUGUGCCAGAUGCCAACUUUCCUUCCAGUACCUUAAAGUUAUCAUCAUCCAGUCCUGGUGCUACUGUCUCUCCUUCAUCAUCAGAUGCAGAAUAUGAUAAACUGCCUGAUGCUGACUUAGCAAGAAAGGCCAUAAAACCCAUUGAAAGAGUCUUAUCAUCCACUUCUGAAGAAGAUGAGCCAGGCGUCGUAAAAUUUUUAAAAAUGAAUUGUCGCUAUUUCACCGAUGGAAAGGGUGUGGUCGGAGGCGUCAUGAUUGUCACGCCUAACAACAUCAUGUUUGACCCUCACAAGUCUGACCCCCUGGUCAUUGAAAAUGGGUGUGAAGAGUACGGCCUCAUUUGCCCCAUGGAAGAGGUGGUUUCCAUUGCCCUCUACAAUGACAUUUCCCACAUGAAGAUCAAAGAUGCCUUGCCAUCUGACCUACCUCAGGAUCUUUGUCCUCUGUACAGGCCUGGAGAAUGGGAAGACCUGGCUUCAGAAAAGGAUAUCAACCCAUUUAGUAAGUUCAAAUCCCUCAACAAGGAAAAACGACAGCAGAUUGGAGAGAAAACCAUCACUUCAGAUCCCCAGUCAACAAGACCUUUGGAGACAUCAACAGAACACACACAUACAGAGCCCUCAGACAGCUCCAUGUCAACGAAGUUAAAGAACUCAGAAUCAUCUGUGGAGGCAGCCCGUGGAUCUGCCACAGUGACUAAAGUCAGCAAGGAACCUUCUGACACUCAUACUACAUUUGAAUCUAUAGCCAAAGAAAAUUCUCUUUUAGGGGAAGAUGAUGACUUCAUUGACCUGGAAGAACUUUCUUCUCAAACUGAUAGCAGAAUGGACAAAAGAGACACCUCAAAGGAGUGCCUUUCUCUUGAUCCAGAGAAGCUCAGGAAGGCUAAGUCACAAAUAAUCAGCUCUGCUGCAGAAAUGAAGAUGCAGUCAGCCCUGAACUUUUCAGGAACAGAAAGUGAUGCUGAACUGAAGGGGACCCUAGAUUUAGAAACCUGUGAGAAGCAAGAUAAAAUGCCAGAGGUGGACAAGCAGUCUGGUUCCCCAGAAAGCCAGGUGGAAAACACACUGAACAUACAUGAAGAUAUAGAUAAAGUCAAACUCAUCGAAUAUUACCUUAAUAAAAACAAAGAAGGUUCACAGUUAUCUGAUAACUCGCAGAAGGCAGAAUUAAAUGAUGGCAAAAGUAUCGAGCCAGAGGGAAUAGACAUCACCCUUAGUAGUUCUCUUCCCCAGGCUGGUGAGUCCCCAGAUGAGGGCAAUAAAGAGCUAGAUAAAACCUGGGUGAAAGAGAGAGCGCCCCAUUCACUGCAACUGGGCCAUUCUACAGAAGAAAAUAUGCGUAAAGACUCUUUAAACUCCUCUUUGGAAUCUACUCUGGACAACAGCUGUCAAGGCGCACAAAUGGAUAAUAAAUCUGAAAUCCAGUUAUGGCUGUUAAAGAGAAUUCAGGUACCCAUUGAAGAUAUACUUCCUUCAAAAGAAGAGAAAAGCAAGACUCCACCCAUGUUUUUAUGCAUUAAAGUGGGAAAACCAAUGAGAAAAUCCUUUGCCACGCACACUGCAGCCAUGGUCCAGCAGUAUGGCAAACGACGAAAGCAGCCAGAGUACUGGUUUGCUGUUCCCCGGGAGAGGGUGGAUCACUUGUACACGUUCUUUGUUCAGUGGUCUCCUGACGUCUACGGGAAAGAUGCCAAAGAGCAAGGCUUUGUAGUGGUGGAAAAGGAGGAGCUGAACAUGAUUGACAACUUCUUCAGUGAGCCAACCACCAAGAGCUGGGAGGUGAGCACUCAAGAGGGGGCUUUGCUGCAGCGGCGGAAGAGCACUUGCAGCUACUACGAAGACGAUGAUGAGGCAGCCCUGCCUAUUCUGCAGCCCCACAGUGCGCUCCUGGAGAACAUGCACAUCGAGCAGCUGGCCCGAUGCCUUCCGGCAAGGGUACAAGGAUAUCCAUGGAGACUUGCCUAUAGCACAUUGGAGCACGGGACCAGCUUGAAAACUCUCUAUCGGAAAUCAGCAUCAUUAGACAGUCCUGUUCUAUUGGUCAUCAAAGAUAUGGAUAAUCAGAUUUUUGGAGCAUACGCAACUCAUCCUUUCAAGUUCAGCGACCACUAUUAUGGCACAGGCGAAACUUUUCUCUACACAUUUAGCCCAAAUUUCAAGGUCUUCAAGUGGAGUGGAGAAAACUCAUACUUUAUCAAUGGAGACAUAAGUUCUUUAGAACUUGGUGGUGGAGGGGGAAGAUUUGGUUUAUGGCUAGAUGCUGAUUUAUACCAUGGACGAAGCAACUCCUGCAGCACUUUCAAUAAUGAUAUUCUUUCCAAAAAGGAAGACUUCAUAGUUCAGGACCUCGAGGUAUGGACAUUCGAGUGAAAUUCAGACUGCCUUAAAACACAACAUUAAAAGAUUGAGUUUGAUCAGCCCUCCUAAAGCUGGCUGGAAGACGAAACGCCAGCCUGGACUGCCUCAUCCCACCAUAAUGCUUUCUUUCUGCCAUCAUCUCAGAGCACGAUCACAUUGCAGAGAGAUCCUGAAAGGUACAUGUGGAGGGCAGACACUGACGAAAGAGAUUUGAAGUCGAAAUUGUUGAGAGACUUUGUAUUCUCACUUUCUUUAAAUCUAUACAGUGAGAAAUCAGAGUAUUUAUAGAUGUAUGAGUUGAAUGCAAUUUUUAUUUUUUGGUAACUGUGAAAAAAAAGAUACUGUGGAAAUAUUUACAUGCCUUGUAUAUUUAUCAACAUAAUUUUCAUUACCAAAAUGUACAGCAUACUGUUGUUUGCCAUGGAAAAGGUUAGUCUCAUUUAGAAAAAUCAAAAGUGCAUAGCACUUAAAGGGAAUAUGUAUAUGAUUUUUUUAAAAACUUUUAUUUAUUAUUUCUAGUAAAUUGUCUGAAAUGUGUUGCCAGUUUUUUUCUUUCAAUGUGUCACAUUUUGAAAUAAAGAUAUGUGCUAAGUUUUGGCAACAAUUCCAUUUGAUUUAUAUAGUUUUAUAUUGAAUUUUUUUUGCCCUGAUUGUUUAGAGUAAUAGGUCUUAAGCAGAAUAUAUAUAUAUAUGCAUAAUUCUGAAUUUAAAAAAACUCAUCAUCAAUGUUCAUUAAUUUGACUAUUGUAGGCCGGCUUUCCAUUCAGUUAUUAAAAAGAUACAUUUUUAAUUACUUACUCUGAACGUAGUAAAGAAAAAUAAGCCAUUGCUCAGUCAAGUAGAUAUUUACAGAAACAGAUACUUUUAUGAACCUAGACUCCAACCUUGCUUUUGAAAAGAAAAUGGUUUGCUUCUUAUAAAAUCUUUUGUGUUAAUAAUAAAAACUUUAUUUUCAUAGUGUUUUUGCAUAAUUUACCCCCAAUUUUUCAUGAACAAACAUGCCUGUUUUAAUAGGGACUGAGUGUUUUAAUUUCUGUAUAUUUUAUGUCAAAUGAAAAAUAUCAAAUUAGCCCAAUUGUUUUGGUUUCUAGACUCUCUUAAAAAAAGCAAUACAAAGAAAUGCAUUCAUACCAAAAUUAAAAUAAAAAGUAAAACCUAUUUUUUAACAUCAACCCAUUUUCAUAUCAUAAAACAGUUUUAUUAAAUACUAUAAUAAAACCUUGUUAAAAAUUUAACCAAUAUUAUUGAUUGCCAGACUUUUAUAAAAGCCAAAGUAUGCUAAAGGAAAAAAAUUUCGAUUAGUAGCCUAAGCUGAAAAGUGGUCUGUCCAAAAUUACAUCCCUAGUGAUCUUGGAAAGAAAAAAUUAAUAACAAGUAAUACACACACACACACCUGCAUUUAGAAAAAUAAAACAGUUCUUAGAAUGUUAGCCUUAAGCUGGCAGAGUAUUUUCUUUAGAUUAUUCUGUUACUUUAGACUAUUUAUAUAUAUAUACAUAUAAAGAAAAUUGCCAAGUGGCCUCCUGUCAGAUCAAGAGUUAUUUAACUCCACUCACAUUCCAUGCAAGUUUAAAUGAAUGUUAUAACAUCUUAAAUCUGUAGCCUGGGUGUGCUUUCCCCUGAGUUCUACUAUUGAGAACUCUCAAUGAACAACAUACUGGCCGCUUAACCAUACUCUGCUCAUUAAAUAAUGUGUUGGUGUGAGAUAUCAGGAAUGUCUCAUGAUGAUCACAUUUACUAUUUAUGCCAUUUGUAACCAUAUGCUAUUAACAAACAACGUGGUCAUUUUGCAUAUAGUUCACUCCUACCUAGUUUAGUCCAUGAUAUUAUAUGUACUUGUGAGAGCAUAUCCAGAUGCUGUGUUCUCUAUUUAAAGCAGUAUUGUCCAAUUAGAAAUGUGUGGCCCUUCAUUUAUGGAUAUUGAAUAUAUGUAAUGCAGUGCUAGCCCAAUAUUUUCAAUAAAGGAAUUUAUGCAUCUGUGUGA